CGAACCGGAAGAGCACUGUUAGCAUUCGGCUAAAAACACAGUGAGCUGCAGCGCUGAUAAAGAAUUGAUCUCAGUCUAAUCUUCUAUUGAUUAUAGUUUAAUGAUCGAGGAUCAGACAGCACGCGAUGGAUGACAGUAAGAUGGUUGGUGGUAAAGUGAAGAAACCAGGCAAACGCGGCCGUAAACCAGCGAAGAUCGAUAUGAAGGCGAAGCUGGAGAGGAGUCGGCAGAGCGCCCGCGAGUGUCGUGCCAGAAAGAAGCUGCGGUACCAGUAUCUGGAGGAGCUGGUGUCCAGUAAAGAGAGAGCCAUCUGUGCCCUCCGAGAGGAACUAGACAUGUAUAAGCAGUGGUGUUUGGCCAUGGAUCAGCAGAAAAUCCCAUCUGAAAUUAAAGCUCUUUUAACCGGAGACGAUCAGAAGCCGCUGCAGAGCUCCAGCAACAAAACACCCAAGAACGGCAAGUACAACCAGAACAAGACGUCUUAGACGCACAGAAGACACACACGUAUUCCACUGUGAGAGAACCGCAUUCAUGAUGACAGUGACUGUGAUUCUGUGUGAUGAUCUACACAGUGUUUGUGAGUUAAAUAAGCUGUUCUGUUUCCAUUCUCGUACAAAUACACAACAACAUCAAAUCCUGUUGAUCUGCAUCUGUAUGUGGAUCAUUGGUGAUUUUAUACAGUUCUUCCUUUAUAUAUUUAUUUUGGAACCCAAAUAAUUUUGAUGCAGGUUUCAACAUUUCUAGAGACAAAAGAUGAGAUUUGUGAGAUCGAUUAUUCACUGACAUUAUUAAAGCUUUCGACUCUUUCUGCACUUUAAAACGUUUGGAAGAUUUCAACGCAUGGCACUUACUUGUCUAGUCCUUGCUCUUGUCUCCAUCUGGCAGGUUUGAUUAAAUGAAUGAAUAAUAAGCAGCUUCACUUGUCUUACCAGCACAGAAGAGUUAUGCUCUGGAAAUAUCUACUGAAUGUGUGAAUAUCCGCCCAGAUACACAGAUAUACUCGUGACCAUUGGUUUGAAUAAGCGUAAAACAUCUGACUCGACAACGUUUUAGCAAAUCAUGAAUAUCAGAGUUGAAUUUGCUGUCUAACACAAUCUAUAAAGUUUGACUUUGUUUAGAGCUUAAAUGUAUAUUUUUAUAUGAUAUGUAUGAAAUGCAGAUUGAUAUUGUACAUACACGUGAAUGAUUAGCGUGGUCUUAUAAAAGUAUGUAGCUGUACAGUUGUUUUGAGAUCUUUAUUAUCUCUAUAUAAGCACAAUUAAUCUGUCUCAUUGUGUCCAGCUUCUCUUUUGUAUCAAACACAGAAUAUGUUGUUGUAAUUCUGAGCUGUACAUGAUGUCUCAUUGUAUCCUGUUGAAUUAAAGCCUUUUGCUUUCACACAGAGUAACAAUAGACUGUUGUCAUGGUUACAGAACGUGGAGACAUUGUGCUUUAAAUGUCACGCAGUCAUUGAACAUCACAGAAACGGUCAGUGCAGUAACGGUCUGUAGUUAAUAACACAGUGAUAAACGGAGGUUAUUACAGUUCAUACAGUGUUUCUCUGGUGCUGUCACACUGCAGACAGGAAGUAGUGACACAGAGUUGAUCAAGUGAUUCAAUAUAAACAUUUAAGGUUUAUUAUUAAACGCCAUCCAGCGAUCUCAUUUUCCUGAAACAACUCACACAUCCGGGGAUAAAACGAUAUCAGAUGAGUCUUUUGGGUGUCGCGAAUUAUCUUUCCUACUUCUUGAAUCACUCUACGAUCUCUACAAGUAAACUAA
Xyrauchen texanus (razorback sucker) is the source of this 1760-nucleotide messenger RNA. Its product is annotated as cAMP-responsive element-binding protein-like 2. The transcript has 3 exons. The record is from RefSeq and is a predicted model, not a curated record. Gene Ontology annotation, biological process: regulation of DNA-templated transcription. Lineage: Eukaryota; Metazoa; Chordata; Actinopteri; Cypriniformes; Catostomidae. Bases 126 to 485 code for a protein of 119 amino acids. Gene Ontology annotation, cellular component: nucleus. Gene Ontology annotation, molecular function: DNA-binding transcription factor activity.